AAAUAUAUUUAUUUCAGAAAUUGCGAAAAUAUAAAUGUAGAUUGGUGAUAUGAUGGAAACAAAAAUCAGUGAUUCUUUUCCUUUUACCUUUCCUAUUGGAUCAAAUAAUAUGGGAGUCGAUAAUGGGUUAAACAAAUUUAUUGUUUGAAGAAUGAAUAUUUGAAUUCGACUACUAUUUUUAGGAAUUAUGCUAGAAUUUCUUCUGGCUUUUAUCUUCGUUCCUAUUGGAUCGGGAAAACCAUCCCGAGAUAUUCCAGGUGUUCCAGGUCAAUUAAUCACAAACGAACAAUCAUGGAUUGAAUCCUUAGACUAUUCAGAGUUAAAAGAACAAUUUCUGAAUAAACAAGUUUCCGGAACAUGGAGUACACCUUCAAAUAUCAACAUGACAAGAGUGACCAGAAAUGCGUAUUUUCAAGGAAUUCCUGUUUACGAGAAGAUCUUUCGUAAUGGAAUGAACUGUGAUUUUGAGCAGGCUGAAACAUGUGUCUGGGGUAUCAUACCUAAAGAUACGUCAAGAAAGGAUGGUUCUCAAGGCUUAACCCGGGUUCGUGGGAGAGAACUUAGAAGACUUAUGAACCAUCCACAUAAUAUCACAGAUGCAACACUGGACCCAAAUGGCAACUUCCUGGUUUUCCAAGCAGGAUAUAGAAGGAAAAGUGAUCCAAACCAUUCUUAUAUAGAGAGUCCUUGGAUAGAAGAGAGUUUGAAGUACUGUACACUCUCUUUCUAUCUUAUGAGUACUGUGAGUGAAUUUAAGCUGGGUUCCAAUGAUCACGCGUACAUGGAAACAAUGAUUGUCGAUGAUUCUAACGGUGCUGUUCCUCUCACGCCUAAACAUGUGAAAAGUUCGGAAGAUUCACCCUGGACACAACUUGAGUAUGACAUUGGUACUUACACUAAAUUUAAGAUCGAGAUCAGUUUUUUCAAAGGGGUAAAUGAAUCCGAGAUGUCUAUAUUUGGGCUAGAUAAUAUCAAGUUACGGAAUUGCUUGAAAAGACCAACGGAUAAGCCACCUCCGUGUAGUCCUGAGAAAGAGUAUAAAUGUAAAGGAACUGGAGUUUGUGUUUCCAAAUUCCUAGACCUGUGUGACUAUCAGAGGGAUUGUAGACUAGGAGACGAUGAAGAUUAUCCUACAUGUGGAGAUCUAGAUGCCUUGAACGGAGGUUAUAGAUGUGAUUUCUCAAAGGAUUACUGUGGUUGGACUCCGUCUGGACCAAUGAAAUGGGAGAGAACUCAGGGUAAUGAUGGUUCUCAUUUUCUCAACCUUGAUCUAAGCAGCUACGUGAACGAAAACCUUGUUACUCUUGGUAUACUUCGAAGUCCCGAGUUUACCCCGCCUCCAGCCUAUAAUGAAGAUGAUCAGAACCCAGCAACCUUCCAAUCUUGCGCUCUUCGACUUUUCUUCAAGGCUACCAAAACAGUGAAAGUUGAUUUCUUCGAGGUUGAAAUCAUCGAGAAAAAGCCGUUUACAAAGGUAUCUCGCGGAAGUAGAGUAAUGAAACCAGUUUCAAAGAAGAUGAAAGCAUUUGCUCAAAGCCACGCAGACGUAUGGACAAAAAUAGAAGCAGUAAUCCCCAAAGGUUUGAAGUACAGUUACUUUAUCCAGUUGAAUGCUGUGAAGGGUCCCGAUGCUUCUGGCCCUGCUUACUACAAUAUGUCGAUGGCCAAUAUCACAAUGAGUCCACAAUGUUUUGGAUUAGGUGUAGAGAAUGUUUCCUUAGACUGUUGGCGACAUGACCUCGUCAAACAACCCAGAGAAAUGGCAGAUUGCAUGGGAGUCCCUUAUCCAGAGGAUACAACAGGAGUUUUCAGUUAUGCAUUUACAACCUGUGCGGAGAAUGUAGGACCGAGGGGACCCUGGAAAGAGGACUGCACACCAUAUUAUGAGUACCAAGGUGGAAAUACGACAUUUGUGGACAUGCUUUCUUAUGGUAAAACAAUCGCAUCGAAUUCAACAAAUGGCGGAGAGAUAGGCUUGUUUAUGAAGAAUACACCAAUUGGAAUACAAAAAUGGACCGCUCCCCAUGGGGGCGUUUUUACUGUGAUAGCUAAAGGUGCUAGUGGAGGACACGGUCGACUCUCUAGACGGUCAUCUCACGGGGCGAUCCUAACCGCACUUAUCAAACUCAAUAAAGAUGAUGUUUUAUACAUUGUGGUGGGACAAGAAGGUCAAUCUGCCUGUGUUGUUCAAGGUGUCGAGAGUAAACACGGACUCUGCUCUUUACAGGGAUUUGAUUUAAUAAAUAACGCCGAAAGCUGGAUUUCCCAAGGCGAAGCCGGAAGUUACAGUUUUAGAUCAGAAGGACGUUUUCAAAGGAGCUACGAAGCUGGGGGAAAUAGAUGGGAUGAAGAGGAAGCUGGGGGAAAUAGAUGGGAUGAUGAGGAAGACCAAUUUCAGGAAAUUUUCAGAAAACCUCAAAAAAAUAAAUCUCAAAAGCCUAAGCUAAGAAGAAAGGAAAAAAAAAGAAGACACAAGGAAAACUUCCAGUCCGACGAGCCAGAUCCAGACAUUAUCCAGGGCAAGGAGAUAUUGUCUGUUCCUCCAGAUAAAUGUAUGGGAAAAGACUGUCUCAGAUGGAUUGAAGAGAUAAACAAAUAUCACCCCAGUUAUCAAAGUGGUGGGGGAGGGGGCGGAGGAGCCACAAUAAUUUUUAAGCUGGACCAUGAGCUUUAUCCUCGCCCAAUUCUUGUUGCUGGUGGUGGUGGAGGUAUGGCAGAUAUAUCAGGAAGUAAUGAUGCAGACUCUACUCUUCUGUUUAAUGCUGCUGAUAACUUAACUGAUAUUGUUCCAGAGUUUACUGAAAGAGGAAUAAAUCAUACCAAUAGUCAUGAGGAAAGUCAUGGAGGGCAUGGAGGAGGCUGGAAUGAAACUCUUUCAAUAGAUCGAAUGUCUUAUUACUUUCAAAAGGGUUUGCACUCUGCCUCAGGGGGGAGUCAAAAUGAAGUUUGGAUGGGUGGCUUCCCUUGCAACUACAGAAGGCCAUACAAUUCUAACGUUGGCGUGGUGAAUGAUGUGUACACGGCAAGAUGGGGUGGUUACGGAGGGGGAGGUGGAGGUUGUAAGGGAGGUGGUGGAGGUGGGGGAUUUAUUGGUAAGAUAUAA
This is a messenger RNA of Eurytemora carolleeae, 3103 nucleotides long. Its product is annotated as ALK tyrosine kinase receptor. Gene Ontology annotation, molecular function: protein binding. The coding region runs from base 188 to 3103 and encodes 971 amino acids. The record is from RefSeq and is a predicted model, not a curated record. The transcript is spliced from 27 exons. Gene Ontology annotation, cellular component: membrane. Lineage: Eukaryota; Metazoa; Arthropoda; Copepoda; Calanoida; Temoridae.